AUGCCCCUUGUAGUGAAGCUCAAGGAGUGUGAUGUCACUCGAUGGUCAGAGCAUCUCCGGAGUGCCUUUGUGGCCAGCAAGCUUUUCGAGGAUGAAGAGGCAGCUUCCUCUGCACAGCAAGGUUACCUGCUUUGUGGGCCGCUCCCCGCGUCGUCGCGGGGCCCUGAGCCGCCCGCCCGCUUCCUCCGCGCCCCCUCCCCACCUCCCCCGCCGCCCGCUCCUCCUCCUCGGCCCCGCCCCGCGCGCCGGCAGCCCCCGAUCCCCGGAGCCGGCGAGAGAGGGGGCGAGGGAAGCCAUUCAAAGGGCGGCGCGGCUGGGGCGGCCGGCGGGCGCGGCGCGGGGAUGGACGCCGAGUACCCUGCUUUCGAGCCCCCGCUCUGCAGCGAGCUCAAGCACCUGUGCAAGCGGCUCCAGGAGGCGUACCGGGAGCUGAAGGAGGACCUCACGCCGUUCAGGGAUGAUCGCUACUACAGGCUGGCACCCAUGCGGCUCUACACGCUGUCCAAGCGCCACUUCGUCCUCGUGUUCGUCGUCUUCUUCGUCUGUUUCGGCCUGACCGUCUUCAUUGGGAUCAAAGGGCCCAAAGUGAUCCAGACGUCUGCAGCUAACUUUUCACUGAAUAAUGGCAAAAAGCUAAGGCCAAUUCACCUCAUCUCGAACCCACUGUCCAUGUACAACCAGCAGCUGUGGCUGACGUGCGUCGUAGAGUUGGAGCAGUCGAAAGAAACGUCGAUCCAGACGAGCUUCCCCAUGACUGUCAAAGUGGACGGCGUAGCCCAGGACGGCACCACCAUGUUCAUCCACAGCAAAGUGCACAACCGGACCCGGACGCUCACGUGUGCAGGGAAAUGCGCUGAGAUCAUCGUGGCCCACCUUGGCUACCUGAACUACACACAGUACACGGUGAUCGUGGGCUUCGAGAACCUGAAGCUGCCCAUCAAGGAGAUGAACUUCACGUGGAAGACGUACGACCCUGCGUUUUCUCAGUGGGAGAUCUGCUUCCGGUUCAUCUUUGUGGUGCUCACCUUCGUCGCCACCUGCCUGUUUGCCCACUCGCUCCGCAAGUUCUCCAUGCGGGACUGGGGCAUCGAGCAGAAGUGGAUGUCCAUCCUCCUGCCUCUGCUGCUGCUUUACAACGACCCCUUCUUCCCCCUCUCCUUCCUGGUGAACAGCUGGUUCCCGGGCAUGCUGGACGACCUCUUCCAGUCCGUGUUCCUGUGCGCCUUGCUGCUCUUCUGGCUGUGCGUGUACCACGGCAUUCGCGUCCAGGGAGAAAGGAGGUGUUUGACCUUCUAUUUGCCUAAAUUCUUCAUUGUCGGGCUGUUGUGGUUGGCGUCUGUGACCCUAGGAAUAUGGCAGACAGUGAAUGAGUUACACGAUCCAAUGUACCAGUAUCGAGUCGACACAGGAAAUUUUCAGGGCAUGAAGGUCUUCUUCAUGGUGGUGGCGGCGGCCUAUGUCCUGUACCUGCUGUUCUUGGUGGUGCGGGCCUGCUCCGAGCUCCGUCACAUGCCUUACGUAGAUCUCAGGUUAAAAUUUUUGACUGCGUUGACUUUUGUCGUGCUUGUCAUCAGCAUCGUCAUCCUUUACUUGCGGUUCGGAGCGCAGGUGUUACAAGACAACUUUGUGGCCGAGCUGUCAGCCCACUAUCAGAACUCAGCUGAAUUCUUGUCUUUCUACGGCUUGCUGAACUUUUACCUCUACACUCUGGCCUUCGUGUAUUCCCCAUCAAAGAACGCUGUGUACGAGUCCCAGCUGAAGGACAACCCUGCCUUCUCCAUGUUGAAUGACUCGGAUGACGACGUCAUCUACGGGAGUGACUACGAAGAGAUGCCCCUGCAGAACGGCCAGGCCAUCCGGGCCCAGUACAAGGAAGGCUCCGACAGUGACUAGGGCCGCUGGGGCCUGGUCUCCUCCCGCGGAGGCCGCCUCCGGGCCCGCUGCACCUGCCGUAGUCAGACUCGUCUUAUGGCAGAGACUCUUGCUUGUUUACAUACCUUUGAAAGGAAAACCAAACCCGAGGUCAAAUUUAAACGUUGGGCCAACACAUUAACUUUCAUUUGGGAAUACUUUUCGUUUGCAAACAGAUGUCCCCAGGAGUGCAGCCAAAUCUAGCUUCAGAUUUCAGGAAGCGAGAGCUUGUUUCCAGUGGCGAGGAGGAAGUCACUUCUGCUUUUGUUAGAGACAAUUAUGGUUUCUUUUUUGUUUCUAGAACUUUACAGAUGUCAAAUUCACGAGAGCCCGGGCCGUAGUGCCGGCGUGUCAGCAUCCCGCUCCCCUCACCCUCCUGCCCUGCCGCCCUCAUGCAGACCCCUUUAAGGGAAGCCUACUUCAGGGCGCCUGACCAGGACAGCCCUCCCCUCGGAGCCUGGCGACCCCUGCCGCGUCCAGUGGGGAAGGGUGACUCAUCCUCCGGCUGUUGCAGCAUUGAGGAGGGUGAGAAGUUUCCUAAGGAAAGGGGAAGGUAGCUGAGAGCGCACACCAGCUCCGAGGCCCGUGUGCACGCGACCAUGAGGGCUGUGCACGUCAGACGUGAGUGGAAGGCCCCGUCUGGGGCUGGAGAGGAGGGCGGCCAUCACAUAUACUGCAAAAUACAUAGUUUUUGCAAUUCUGUGAAAAAGAUGACACCCCGUAGAGCUUUAUAUUUUUUUAAAAUAGAAGCUAAACAAAUGAUUAAAAUAUUAGUGCCGGAAAGGUUUUCAGUUUCACAUUUGCAAAGCAGGUGAAAGAAGGAACCUUUGACACGGCCACAGAAGCCCAUCUCCGUGGAGGGCAAAGUGGGGACCGCCCAGCCCCCACGGGGCGAGCAGACCGUCCCCCGGGCCCGGAGACGCUGGCCUGUCAGUUGAGGGUGGGUCUAGAAGGUGCUGCAGCCCUCCCUCCGCUUUCCCGCCCGCGUUCACGGUGCUGCCUCGCGGACCGUCCACAGCCGAGCAUCGCAGAUGUCCCGACUGCCGUCCGCUGGCAGCGCCGGGGUCGGGGCUCGGCCCCGCCACCGCGCCUCACCCGGCUAGGCAGCGCCGAGCGGCACGGAGCCCCUCGUGCUGGGUGUCAGGUUGGUGGCCGGCUCGCUAUCACUUUGUAUCUUUUUAAUUUAAACUUUGAUGAUCUCUUUAAUAUGGAUUCCAUUUAUAUUUGUUUUUAAAAACCUUGUAAAUAUGAAUGUCUGAAUGAAAACAGCCAUCAUUGCAAGGAUAAUUCAAGUUUACAUGGUUUUUACCUUUGCGACGGCGUGAUCACUUUUUUGAUUCUGUGUACUCAGAGGUAUUGAGAACAUCUUCUGUUAACAAAUUUUACGACUUCUAUUAAGAGUAACUCCUGAUUAACUUAUUCUAGUAUGUGAUAGUUUGUAAGAUUUAAACACUAUAAAUUAACCGUCCAUGACUUGGAAUGCUGUUAUUUAUCAACAAGUGUAAAAUACGUGAGGCACUUAGCUGUACACACUGAACUUAAACUUGUCUUCGUCUUGUAGUGCGCUCAAACGGCGACUGAUACCUUCGUACGCUGCCUUCACGGCGCCCGGCCAGCGAGCUGGAGUAUGAAGUCAGUUUUUGUAACUAAGUUGGAAACGAGAAAUAUUAGAAAAGUACUAAAGGGGGAAAGAGUUCCUUAUUAAAUUAUGCAUUUUCACCUUCUCUGGUCUGUUAUGUGUCUCAACAUGUUAUAUAUUCCAUGUAAAAAUUUGCUUAGAGUACACAGCAUUUAGCAUGUAUUACAUGUGCCAUAGGUAUUAGGUUCAAACAGUGGUCUGAACAGUAGCAAGAAAUUUGUUUUUCUUCUUCAUUGGCUAUGUUUUGCAAACUUAAAUGAUAAAUUCAAAGGGCUGACUUUAGUUUUCACGGUAAUGGCUUGAAUAACAUCAUCUUUGGGAUAAUUUUUUAACACUGGUCCUGUCUAGGGUCACCUGCAAGAUGACCAGAGAUAUCAACAGUUUCCCUAGGGAGAGCUCCAUUAUCCAUGCGGAUAAUAGGUCUGCUUGAUUUAUUAUUAAAUCAUUACAGCAGUGAGGUAACGCUGCCUUCUCUCUCUCAAGCCCCGUUAGAAAGGCUGGAGGAGAGGUAUACAAUAUAUCCAAGGUCUGUUAAGGUUACUGUAUAUAAUUACAGGUUGCAAUAAAAGUUUAGCUAUAUUAUGUAAACCCAACCCCUGACAAGCAGGUACCAGACGGAUGUCACCAGCCUCAAGUAUUUCACUGAUGCACUGGAGGUCAUGGUGUUAAAUGGUUAUGAUGUGUGUGGGACCUGCUUCCUGGGUCUGUCCACAGGGAAAACCCAACAGCUGAUGAACAGGGACAUCCAGUGAUGACUAGACAAACACAACGGGAUGUAUUUUGAGGGUUUUAGAAACCAGUUGCCUUAGAGGUGAGACUUUUUGGGAAAAUGAUGGAACUUCCCGCCCCCCCUCCCCCAGGCCAAAGGAAAAUUGAUUUAGUCUGUGAUGUUAUAUUGGUUUGACGUUUUAAAUAUACUACUGGUAACUAUACCAUACUAUGAAACACACAUGGAUUCUCUGCUACUGAAAACUGCCUUUUUACAAAAAGACUGUAAAUAUUUGUAAAGCAAAACCACCAAGCUUGUCGGCGCGAGAGAGCAUUCUGUAUAGGAUCAAGGGGCUGAGCCCCGCAUGGGACGGCCACAGAGCGACCCCUGUAAUCCAAGUGAAUAAAUGUUUGUUUAUGGCAAACUCA
This is a messenger RNA of Condylura cristata (star-nosed mole), 4687 nucleotides long. RefSeq names its product transmembrane protein 181 (gene TMEM181). Gene Ontology annotation, molecular function: toxic substance binding. The record is from RefSeq and is a predicted model, not a curated record. Lineage: Eukaryota; Metazoa; Chordata; Mammalia; Eulipotyphla; Talpidae.